This is a messenger RNA of Carlito syrichta (Philippine tarsier), 1237 nucleotides long. It is a transcript of the gene DNASE1L2, whose product is annotated as deoxyribonuclease 1 like 2. Gene Ontology annotation, cellular component: nucleus. Gene Ontology annotation, biological process: DNA catabolic process. Gene Ontology annotation, molecular function: DNA nuclease activity. NCBI's taxonomy places the organism in Eukaryota, Metazoa, Chordata, Mammalia, Primates, Tarsiidae. The record is from RefSeq and is a predicted model, not a curated record.
CACCUGUCCCUCCCAGCGCCCCUGCUCAGCACCAUGGGCGGGCCCUGGGCUCUGCUGGCCACGCUCUGGGCGCUAGGGGCCGCCGAGGCUGCUGCUGCGCUGCGCAUCGGAGCCUUCAACAUCCAGAGCUUCGGCGACAGCAAAGCGUCAGACCCGGCUUGUGGUCCUGUCAUUGCGCAGAUCCUGACUGGCUACGACAUCGCGCUGGUGCAGGAGGUGCGAGACCCCGACCUGAGCGCCGUGUCCGCGCUCAUGGAGCAGAUCAACAGCGUGUCCAAGCACGAGUACAGCUUUGUGAGCAGCGAGCCCCUGGGGCGGGACCAGUACAAGGAAAUGUACCUGUACGUCUACAGGAAGGAAACGGUGUCAGUCGUGGACACCUAUCAGUACCCGGACCCCGAGGACUCCUUCAGCCGCGAGCCUUUCGUGGUCAAGUUCUCCGUCCCCGGCUCAGGUGAGGCCGGCCCCGCCCCCAGCCCUCCCCGGCUCUCCCUCGGGCCCGACGCCCCCGUGCCCUCUGUAGCUGCCAAGGAGCUGGUGCUGAUCCCGCUGCACGCGGCCCCGCACCAGGCCGUGGCCGAGAUCGACGCGCUCUACGACGUGUACCUGGACGUGAUUGACAAGUGGGGCUCCGACGACAUGCUGUUCCUGGGCGACUUCAAUGCUGACUGCAACUACGUGCGGCCGCAAGACUGGGCCGCCAUCCGCCUGCGCAGCAGCGAGGUCUUCAAGUGGCUCAUCCCCGACAGCGCCGACACCACGGUGGGCAACUCGGACUGCGCCUACGACCGCAUUGUGGUGUGCGGCGCGCGCCUGCGCAGGUGCCUAAAGCCCCAGUCGGCCGCCGUGCACGACUUCCAGGCGGAAUUCGGCCUGGACCAGACUCAGGCCCUGGCCAUCAGUGACCACUUUCCUGUGGAGGUGACCUUCAAGUCCCACUGACCACUGGAGAUCUGGCCAGGGCACAGCACCUGCGGACUCUAACCCCAGGGAAGAGCCCCACAGUGGCUCCUUCAGGGUGGCAGCUACUCCUCAGUGAGGCCACAGGCAGAGCCUGGUGGGUGUGGACGAGUGGUCAUGGACAUGUUAUAUGACCACUCUGAGCCUGUUUCCCCAUCUGUAGGAUGGGCUACCACCACCUACCUCAUAGGGUUGUCGUGAGGAGUCCCCAUGAGGGGCUGGACAGUGCCUGACACACGUCUGCUCAAUAAACGAGCUGUGCUCAGCCCAGACCACA